This is a messenger RNA of Cynara cardunculus var. scolymus (artichoke), 1251 nucleotides long. Its product is annotated as deSI-like protein At4g17486. Lineage: Eukaryota; Viridiplantae; Streptophyta; Magnoliopsida; Asterales; Asteraceae. The coding region runs from base 320 to 1054 and encodes 244 amino acids. Gene Ontology annotation, molecular function: deubiquitinase activity. Gene Ontology annotation, biological process: protein deubiquitination. The transcript has 4 exons. The record is from RefSeq and is a predicted model, not a curated record.
ACCAUCUGAGUAGAUAAAACAAGUGCCUGUGUUUCCAUGGUUGAUGAGCUCUCUCUCUCUCUCUCUCUCUCUCAUACGCCCACUGCUCUCUGUGAAUUUGGCUCAAACCUCGAAGCAUCAUGCCUCUAAAUUUGCUCAUAUCUUUCACCUGAAAAUAAAUUUGUUACAGAAAUUUGGCUGUGUUUGUACAUAAAUUUGGUGGACCUUUGCAUUUGCUGGUGGCUGCUGGUGUUUCUUCUUCUGCGCUGUGAGUUGGACUUAUUUUUCUUAUGAUGAUGACAUGUGCUGACUGACUUCAGCCAACACAACUUGGUGCACCAUGAAAUUCGUAAUGAAGAAGGGAUUGACAUCCAGUGUGCCAUUCUGUUUAAAAGGAAAAUCAACCCCUUGUUUUAGGUUAUUUCCAAAAGUUAAACCCGGAUAUGGGCCAGGCAAUGCACCGGUUUAUCUCAACGUGUAUGACUUGACUCCCAUGAAUGGCUAUGCUUAUUGGGCUGGCUUUGGCAUCUUUCAUUCUGGUGUGGAAGUUCAUGGUGUAGAAUAUGCAUUUGGAGCUCAUGACUAUCCGAGUAGUGGUGUGUUUGAGGUUGAACCUCGGCAAUGCCCAGGAUUCAAGUUUAGGAGGUCGAUAUUAAUCGGGACAACAUGUCUGGACCCUAUCCAGGUCAGAGAGUUCAUAGAACACCAUGCUGCAAACUACUAUGGCGACACGUAUCACCUAAUUGUCAAAAACUGCAACCAUUUCUGCAACGACAUUUGUCACAAUUUAACAGGGAAGCAAAUCCCAGGGUGGGUUAAUCGACUUGCUAAACUCGGUUCGGUUUUUAGCUGUGUUCUACCGGAAGCUCUUAGAGUUUCGGCCGUGGAACAUGAUCCUAAUUGCAUACCAUAUGAGAACGAGAAGCAAACGCUGAGAAGUGGUAGUUUUAGUUUCCUGUCGUCAAGGCAGAGACAGUUGUCGAUGUCUUCAUUACUUCUGCAGUCUCCGUUAAAGGGUUGCCUACGGCCAUGGGAGUUGAGACGAUCCAGAACUGUGGUGCUAAACAACAGGUAAGAGACUGGAUGUCGUUUUACUUUUCAUUUCUUCUUUGGAAAAUCUCGUAAAUAAGAAGUUGUUCGAUCGAUUCCGUAUUAUUCGUUUUAAUUAAAGCAUUAGGUACAAAAAUGGUGGUUUGUGCAGUAUAAAUGUUGUGAAUUGGGUGUUUGGUGUUAAGUUCUACUUCUUAUUGGGAGGUUGGUAUUCAUGUUAAA